Messenger RNA from Caenorhabditis bovis, 267 nucleotides. Lineage: Eukaryota; Metazoa; Nematoda; Chromadorea; Rhabditida; Rhabditidae. The record is from the annotation of a GenBank genome assembly.
AUGAGUUGCCUUCAUCUCAUCGUUCUAAUCGCCGCCGUCGCUGAAGCGCGCCUCAUCGAAAAUCGCCAACAACUCGACGAUUUCAUCGAGAACGCCAAUUUGCGAGCGGGACCGAAGAGAAUACUGAAAGCCGCCGCUGAGGAGAACCUCAUCAAACUUCCCAUCGACAUCGAUUCGCUGCUCGCUUCAUUCGUUCAACUGUUCUCCUCAAAUUUCAUCAAACUUCCCAACUUCUUCGGACCAUUCGAUUCGCGCAUUUUCGGUUAA